Molecule: messenger RNA, 957 nt
Organism: Rhineura floridana
Lineage: Eukaryota; Metazoa; Chordata; Lepidosauria; Squamata; Rhineuridae
Gene: RIMS3
Product: regulating synaptic membrane exocytosis 3
Exons: 6
Coding region: 28-957 (309 amino acids)
Biological process (GO): regulation of membrane potential; regulation of synaptic plasticity; calcium ion-regulated exocytosis of neurotransmitter
Cellular component (GO): presynaptic membrane; cytoskeleton of presynaptic active zone
Molecular function (GO): transmembrane transporter binding; small GTPase binding
Source: RefSeq, a predicted model, not a curated record
GAGCCACUGAGAUUGCCCCAGGUGACCAUGCUUAACGGGGAGACAAGCUCCUCCUCAGCUAAGAAUGUGGUCCGGAGCUCCAGCAUCAGCGGAGAGAUGUACAACGUUGAGAAGAAUAACGGAGGCAACCCAGAUUCGGCUAGUCUUUCAUCCAAUAAGAAGCGGCGAUCCAGCCUGGGGGCCAAGAUGGUGGCUAUUGUGGGGCUGUCACAAUGGAGCAAGAGCACGAUGCAGCUCAACCAUCCUGAUGGGGGUCCAAAGAAGCUUCGUAGCAACAUCCGCAGAAGUACGGAGACUGGCAUUGCUGUGGAGAUGAGGAACAGGGUCACCCGGCAAGGUAGCCGGGAGUCAACCGAUGGAAGCACCAAUAGUAACAGCUCCGAUGGCACGUUUAUUUUCCCCACAACCCGGCUGGGAGCCGAAAGCCAGUUCAGCGACUUCUUAGAUGGGCUGGGGCCGGCACAAAUUGUGGGACGGCAGACACUAGCUACUCCGCCAAUGGGUGAUGUUCACAUUGGAAUGAUUGACAGGAAUGGACAGCUGGAGGUAGAAGUAAUAGAGGCCCGGGGCCUCACUCCGAAACUUGGAUCCAAGUCUGUUCCUGCCACCUACGUCAAGGUUUAUCUGCUAGAAAAUGGCGCUUGCUUGGCCAAGAAGAAAACAAAGACGGCCAAGAAGACUUGCGACCCAUUGUACCAGCAGGCUCUGCUCUUUGAUGAGGGCCCUCAGGGCAAAGUGCUACAGGUGAUUGUUUGGGGAGAUUAUGGGCGCAUGGACCACAAGUGCUUCAUGGGAAUGGCCCAGAUUGUUCUAGAAGAGCUGGACCUGUCCAAUGUGAUGACCGGUUGGUACAAGCUCUUUCCCACCUCCUCGCUGGCGGACUCCACCAUCGGACCCCUUACACGUCAGCUGUCCCAGUCCUCUCUAGAGAGUUCAAUAAGUCCAUCUUGCCCUUGA